AUUCAAAAUCUUUUUCUCCUUUAAAUGAUUCCCUCUUAAAUGAUGAAAUCUCUCAAUAACAAACUUUUUCAAUACAAAAUUUAAUACCAUCUCAUUCAUUUUGGAUUAUGGUAAUACCUCCACUCCUAGCUAUACUUAGACAUUCGUAUACAUAUGUCUAAGUAACCCCAUUUCAUGAGUAGACUCCAGCUAGCUAGCCUGAAGCCAGAACCAAUGGAGACCUCUGAAGAUUCCAAUAGCAGUACUAGUAAUCCUCAAGCUGCUUUAGUCUCCAAUGUUAAUGGCUUCAAGCAGUCUUCAAAUGAUGAUGGAAAACAAGAUAAUAGCAGCAGCAUCUACACAAGAGAUGGAUCAAUAGAUAGGUACGGAAAACCGGCUUUCAGAAGAAGAACAGGAGGAUGGAAAUCAGGAAUGCUCUUGUUAGUGAAUCAAGGACUUGGUGCACUUGCAUUUGUUGGAGUAGAAGUAAAUUUGGUGCUUUUCUCAACAAGGGUUUUGAAGCAAACCAAUGCUGAAGCAGCAAACACGUUUAGUAGAUGGAUGGGAACAGUGAAUUUGUUCUCUCUAUUUGGUGCCUUUCUAAGUGACUCCUACUUGGGGAGAUACUUGUCUUGUGCCAUCUUCCAGCUUGUUUUUACAAUAGGUCUAGCAAUGUUGUCAUUAUCAACAUAUUUUUCCCUAAUCAAACCUCAUGGUUGUGGCAAAGUAGGUUUUCUAUGUGACUCACAUUCCACUUUAGAGAUGGCAACAUUCUACAUGUCAAUUUACCUGAUUGCUUUAGGGAAUGGAGCAUAUGAACCUUCCCUAGCUACAUUUGGAGCCGAUCAAUUUGAUGAAGAAGAUCCAAAUGAAAAGCGUUCGAAAACUAGAUUUUUUAGCUAUUUUUACGUCGCCUUGAAUCUUGGAUCCAUGUUUUCUGAAACCGUACUAGCCUAUAUUCAAAAUUUAGGAAAUUGGGUAUUGGCGUUCUGGAUAUCUACAUGUUGUGGUUUCAUUGCCUUUGGACUGUUUUUGAGUGGAACUUGCAGAUAUAGACAUUUCAAACCGUCUGGAAACCCAAUUUCUAGAUUCUCUCAGGUAUUAGUUGCUGCUAUCAAGAAAAUGAAACUUGAAAUUCCUUCAAAUGGAGAUGGACUCUACGAACAACAGCGAAAUGCAGUUACUACUAAUGCUGGUGAGAGGAAAAUUCUCCAUACGAAUGACUUCAAGUUUCUUGAUCGAGCAGCUAUCAUAACACCGUCUGACAUGAUAACCACGUGUACAUCAGGCAAGAGUGAUCCUCCAAACCCAUGGCAGCUUUGCACUGUUACACAAGUAGAAGAGGUCAAAUGUGUGUUGAGAUUACUACCAAUUUGGGUAUGUACGAUUUUCUACUCGGUCGUAUUCAUACAGAUGAUUUCUCUCUUCGUCGAGCAAGGAGCUGCUAUGAACACAAAACUCAACACAUUCCGUGUCCCUCCAGCAAGUAUGACAGUUUUCGACAUCAUAAGUAUAUCAACUUUCAUCAUCCUUUAUGACAAAUUCAUCCUACCCUACUUCAUAAAAAUAUCAAAAAAUAACAAACCCAAAGAACCAAGUGAGCUGCAAAGAAUGGGAUUUGGAUUAUUUUUCGCCAUAAUAGCUAUGGUAGUGGCUGGUUUUGUGGAACAGCAAAGGCUAAUGCACGCACAAGAUGAUCCAUCUGAGCUUAGUUCACUUAGCAUAUUUUGGCAAAUACCACAAUAUAUAUUAAUUGGAAUAUCAGAAGCGUUUAUGUAUGUCGCACAACUAGAAUUCUUCUCUACACAAACACCGGAUAGUUUGAAAGGCUUGGGAAUCGGUUUGAGUAUGUCAUCAACCGCCAUGGGAAGUUAUUUAUGCAGUAUUCUUCUAACGGUAGUGAUGAAGAUAACGACGAAAAACGGGCAACCAGGAUGGAUCCCUCCAAAUCUAAAUGAUGGUCAUUUAGACAGGUUUUUCUUUCUAACAGCAGCCAUAACACUAGUUAAUCUCGGAGCUUACAUUUUUUGUGCUAAAAGGUAUAAAUGUAUAUCCUUGGAGAAGAGAAAUUUUGUUGCUAACGAGGAAGUGGUGGUGCCAUAAACACCCAUCAGAACAAACAAGUUCGUUUUUUCAGUAAACUUCUUUAUACAUCAGUCAAUAUUGUUGUCUCUUUCUCUUAAUUUCAUCCUGCAGUAGAAAUCAUGUUAAAAUCAAAAUUAACCAAAAUGACUUCUUUUUU
Papaver somniferum (opium poppy) is the source of this 2221-nucleotide messenger RNA. Its product is annotated as protein NRT1/ PTR FAMILY 7.2-like. Gene Ontology annotation, biological process: transmembrane transport. NCBI's taxonomy places the organism in Eukaryota, Viridiplantae, Streptophyta, Magnoliopsida, Ranunculales, Papaveraceae. The record is from RefSeq and is a predicted model, not a curated record. Gene Ontology annotation, molecular function: transmembrane transporter activity. Gene Ontology annotation, cellular component: membrane. The coding region runs from base 175 to 2082 and encodes 635 amino acids. The transcript has 6 exons.